GCGACAAGUAAGACUGUUGCCAAUUGUAAUGUAAUUUGUGCAGAGAAUGUGCCAUGCGCUGUUGUUCCAGGGAAUGAUAUUAGCUUGUCUGUGGCGCCUGUCUUGUGCGAUGAGGGAAAGGAAACCUUUGCCAGUGUGCCUAUUGCAAAUGAUAGACAGAUUGCAGAAACAAUGGAUGUCGCUAUUACACCUGAUCAUGGCAAUGUUGUGCAAAUCCUGAGGAGCGUGCAAGGAUCUUUUCAUCAGGGAGAUGUACGGUUUGCCACUCCCGGUGUUCAGUGUAUGGCUAUUGCUUUAGUGAGUAUUGUCAAACACUCCAUUGUCCCAAUGAGCUCAUGGGACAGAUUGGAUUUAGAUAAAGUGCUAGUGUUAGGAGAUGAGUUGUAUCAGUUUUUGCAGAGAAGUGGCAUGAUAUCAGGGAAGAGCAGCUUGCUGUGUGUUCCUGACCUCCCCACCCAGGUUGUCAUUGAUGAGCAGUUAGUUGGUGUUAACUAUGGACAGCAUGUUUGCGGACUAGUUGAUGUCGUUGAUAGUGACCUGAUCAGGGCUGGUGUUCACGUUUCUCUAGGUCAAGGGUUGGAAGACAUGUUUAGCACAUAUGACAGUUGUUUACUGACUGUAGGCAGUGCCUCCUGUGCAAUUGUUUGCCAUGACAACAAGUAUGCUGUGUGUGAUUCACAUGCCCGCAGCGCGGCUGGAAUGGUCGAUGCUGAUGGCCAGAGUGUAGUUGUGGUUUUGCGUAGUCUAGCAGAUUUACAGAAAUAUAUUUGCAGAUUGGCCUCAUCCCUUGGCAUGGAGACACAGGCUUUUGAAAUAGCCGGUGUACAAGUCGAGAAGACAGGCCAAACUGCUGCGAACUCUGUAAGUGCUCCAUGUGAACAGAUCAGUGUACUCAGCAACAGAGGUAUUAGACGCAAGAGAAGCAGUGAGACACAUGAUGUUGUCAGCAAGCGCAAUGUCACUGAUGCCAGAUCUGACGUUGAGCUAGUUGGUGUUGUGCCUAGUGAGCAAUUGCUGUUUGCCCCUAUUGAUAGAGACACUGCUCAGGUUUUAUGUACGCAGAUGGAGGUAGACUUUGAGCACAGAGCCAUGCCAAUACAUACAGUAGGUGGUGCUUUGGGAGAGCCAUGCAAGAAGCACAGUAUUGCACCUGAUGGUAAUUGUUUUUUCCGUGCUGUAUCUCAGGCUGUGAGUGGCACGCAAAAGCACCACAGAAAACUACGACUCGCAGUUGUUAAACAACUGCGCAAGAAUGCACAACAAUAUCGUCAUUACCUGAGACGUGAAUACACUUCCGUGUCUGAAUACAUUGAGCAGUCCCAAAUGCAUAAAGUUAAUAUUUGGGCAACAGAGUUGGAAAUUCAAGCGUUAGCAGAUUAUCUCGGUGUCCAUGUGUUUACAUACUGUGACACACGUUGGCUGAAAUAUAGUUGUAGAGGGAAGCUGCUGUCAGACCAGGGUAUCUAUUUAGAAAACAGCCACAACCAUUAUGAAACUGUGGUUUGUGUUGCCCAUCAACAGGGUGAUGGCUGUUACGGUGUGUGUACGUUGCAGAACUCUUAUAGUUCAUGCGGUGUGCAAACACGCAGGACUGAGAAUAAGGCCCAAAUUACAGUGAACUCAGGGACAUUGUCACCUGAUGACAACCCCUGCACUGGUGCAGAGUGCAAAGAUGUCCAUAACGUACCAAGUCCCAUGACACGCACAUUUACACCUCUAUCUUGUGAGGUGGGCAGGGCUGUUUGCAGUCAAUAUAAAAUAGAUUUUACAAAGCAGGAAGUAAAUGUACAGCAUGGUUUUAACAGCCUAGGUGAUGUCUGUUUAACUCAAAAGGUGCUGAAGGACAACAAUAGCUUUUUUAGAGCUCUCGCUCAUAGUGUCAGUGGUUCCCAAAAUAACCAUCGAAAACUUAGACUGGCAGUCGUAAAACAUAUGGAAAAUCACAGUGAGCGGUACAACAAAAUCGUUGGGAAAGAAUAUACCUCUGUAGCACACUAUAUUACAUCUUCAGGCAUGCGAUAUGUUGGGAACUGUGCCUCUGAUCUUGAAUUUCAGGCAGCGGCUGAUGUCUUGGGACUGGACAUUUACAUAUAUACGGCUGGGACAUGGCACAAGUACAGCUGUAUGACUAACAGAUUGACAGAUGAAAGCAUAUAUUUGCAACAUGUGGACAGUAACCACUUUGAGCCUGUUAUAUGUGUAUACAGUGUUGAUCAGAAAAGCUGCUGUAACUUGUGUACAGUACAGACAAAUGCUGCGACCCGGACCAGGAAAGCGUUCCCCAGCCAGAGAGAGAGCACUGACAAUAUGUCCAGUGGCCAAACAGGGAGUUCCUUAUCUAAAUAUUUGCGAGGUAAAAAGAGCGCGCAUAGCAGAAUGUCAUAUCAAAACAAUGUAGUCAUGCAAGAGCAAAUUAAAAACCGUAAUAGAAGCAAAUAUACAGAAAAUGAAGCGGUUAAAGAAAAAAUGAAGAGCAUGGUGAAAGAAAAGUAUGCACAAAAUACCUCAUACAACAACAAACUCAGAGCCUUAAGCAAAUCUAAAUACCAACACAAUAAAUGUCACAGAGAUAGAGUUAAACUCAUGAGCAAAACAAAAUAUCAACAAGAUGCACGUCACAAGGAUAGAGUUAAAAUCAUGAGCAGGACAAAAUAUCAACAAGAUGAACGCCACAGGGAUAGAGUUAAAAUCAUGAGCAGGACAAAAUAUCAACAAGAUGAACGCCACAGGGAUAGAGUUAAAAUCAUGAGCAGGCGCUAUUACAGCAAUCCUGAAUUUAGGAAGCGUGUCACUACAAACAUUCUGUUCAAACGCCGUCAACGCCAGGAACAGCGUGAACUGUUUGAAAUUGCUAUGAUGCAAUUUCUGGAGAAGGUCAAAGACGGACCAGAGUUUGUGUGUUGUGUGUGUCACCGGCUGCUUUUUAAACACCAGGUGCUGCAGUGUAGGCGGGACAUGUACAGAAAAAGUCGGUUCACUGCUUUGAUCGCUGAUCGCUGCAUUUCUGAAGACUAUGUUCAUGUGUGUGGUUCGGUGUGCAGUAACCCAUGUCCACUGCUACAUUCUGCUAGGGGUAAACUGUGGAUAUGUAGCACUUGUCAUAGGAAAAUCCGCCAAGGGCAAACGCCACCUGAGAGUGCACAGAAUAACUUGGCGCUGCAGCCAAUCCCUCAGGAAUUGGCGUCGCUUAACUCCUUAGAACAACACCUGAUUGCACUACAUAUACCUUUUAUGAAGAUGCUGGCGUUGCCCAAGGGCGGCCAAAACGGCGCCCAUGGGCCAGUGACUUGUGUUCCGGCCAACAUUGUACAGACCACCAGCUUGCUACCACGUACAGACAACAAGGGUUCCCUGUUGCCUGUGAAAUUAAAGCGCAAGCUGACAUACAAAGGUCACUAUGAAUAUCAGUAUGUUGACACGGGUAACAUCAGGCAAGCCUUGCUUUAUCUCAAAGCAAGCAACAAACACUAUAACGAUGUGGCAUUUAAUGACUCGUGGGUAAAUGAGUUCUGCCCCGAUUCCGUCAGCGAACAGCCUGCGCAGGUCGGUGACUCUUGUAGUUCACCAGCUGCUGAUCUUGCUCAGGAAGAGCUCCUGCACGAUCGGCAGACUCACUGCAUGUUCCAAGAUACCUGUCUCAUGCCAGUCGAUAUUGGGCAAGAGGCUCUUGACCAGUACUUCGAUCAUGUCUUAAGCCUCGCUCCUGCUGAAGGGAACUCUCCGGUGAGACUCCUCUCAGAUCACAGUAAUGAGGCAAAGUGCUUUCCUGUUCUGUUUCCACAAGGUGGCCCUACGUACCACGACAGCAGACCGCAGCGUCUCACCCUGUCGCGGUACUUUAAUAACAGGAUUAUGCACGCAGACGGCAGGUUUUCAGGGAAUGUGGAAUACAUCUUCUUUGCGCAGUAUAUGUGUGAGGUUGAGCAGGUGCUAUCGAGCGUGUCCAUAGCCCUGCGUAAAGGCCACAAACAUGCUGCUGCACAGUCUCUUGGCAGUGACAGACUCUGUACUGAGGAGUCCUUUAAAAAACUGCUUGAAUUCGACGAGGGAUACCGCUUUCUUAAGCCAAUUCGUGGCACGCCAGCUUUCUGGCAAGUGGCGCAACGCGACCUGAUGGCCUGCAUCCGCCAACUUGGUAUCCCUACCUGGUUCUGCUCUUUCUCCUCUGCAGACAUGCGCUGGUCAAAUCUUCUCCAGACAAUCUUGAAACAGGAAGGCCGCGCACAAACUGCAGAAGACUUGGACUGGGCACAGAGAUGCGAGCUUCUCCGCCGCAAUCCAGUCACUGCUGCUCGCAUGUUCGACUUUCGCUGGCACGUGUUCUUGAAGGAGGUCCUCCUCUCUCCUGCUCAGCCCAUCGGCAAGAUCUGUGAUUUCUACUACCGUGUGGAAUUCCAGCAGCGCGGCUCCCCGCAUGUCCACUGCCUCUUUUGGGUCGAGAAUGCCCCAGUCAUUGACAAAAACACAGACGACGAGGUCACGGCAUUUAUCGACCAAUACGUCACUUGUGAAUUGCCGACACAUGACCCGGCUUUACUUGAAGCUGUUACCUCUGUGCAACAGCAUUCCCGGCGCCACUCGAAGACAUGCAAAAAAAACAGAACUGUCUGUCGGUUCAACUUUCCACGGCCGCCUUCAGCUCGCACUUUCAUCUGCCGCGAGGCAUCUGAUGAUGUCGUUACCUGUGCUUGUCAGGCUAAUGAGCCUAUCUUGUCGCCACCUGCUUGUUCUUGUACACCUGUACACAUGACAAAGGAGGCAGCAGCUAAGAUCAUGAGUGCAAUCAAAGCCGCUCUUUCGAACCCCGACGCCGCUUUCUCUGAUGUGGGCCACUUAUUCUCUAGCUUGAAUAUCAACCAGAGCCUCUUUGAGAGAGCCUACGGGCGCUGCUCUCGCAAAACACAAGUUGUCUUAAAGCGUCGCGCUGACGAGGUAUGGAUCAACCAGUACAGCGCACCACUCUUGAAAUGCUGGAAUGCAAACAUCGACAUCCAGUAUGUGGUUGACGCCUAUGCUUGUGUGGUAUAUAUCAUUUCCUACAUUUCAAAGGCAGAGAAAGAGAUGGGGCUCCUCCUGCAGAAUGCCCAACGCGAGGCCAGCAAAGAGUCUAACACUAGCGCGAGAGACGCCAUGAGGAACCUGGGCAGCGUCUACUUGCACAACAGGGAUGUUUGUGCUCAAGAGGCUGUCUACAGACUGACUAACAGUCACUUGAAGGAGUGCUCCCGUAAAGUCGUCUUUGUCCCCACUGGGGAUAAUGUUGUCAAGAUGAGCCUGCCCUUGAGCGUGCUUAGGCAGAAGGCCGCCUCAAAGGAACUCAGCACAGACGACAUGUGGAUGACUAGUCUUGCCGAUCGAUACAAGAGCCGUCCACAACAGGCUCCAUUUAAUGACAUGUGUAUGGCCACCUUUGCAUCGCAAUAUCGCGUUGUGUCUGCCAAUGAAACCACAUGGAAUAAAGUCAGGCUUGACAACAACAACGGCUACGUUGCAAAACGCACGCGCACGCAGCCCGCCGUCAUCCGAUAUGCGCGCUUCUCUGUAAGCCAGCAGCCAGAACUCUACUACCUCAGCCUCUUGCAGCUUUUCCUGCCCUAUCGCUGCAACAUGGACCUCAGGCCCGCUGCUUACACGACCUAUGAGCACUUCUACUCUUCUGGCUCUGUUACGUCAGCAGGCGGACUGCUGCGUUCAGUCAAGUCCGUUGUUGACCAAAACCGCUCUGUCUUUGAGAAAGAUGCUGAUACCUUAGAUAGUAUCCACAGCUCAAUCGACAGCACAGGUGUUCUUGAGGACGCAUGGUGCGAAAUGUGUCCUGAGCAGCAGCUGGACCGCUUGGAGUGCGCCGAGCUUGCCAGUACCGCGCAGCAAGCAGACGAUGAGCCCCUCGCCAGCAUCCCCGACCUUGCCGUAACUCGGGCACAGGGGGGUAACUUGGAGAAAAAAAGGACCACUCUGAGCAGGGCCGACGGAUUGGCGCUGCUACGCACCCUCAACCCGACGCAGAGGGGCGUUUUCUUUCAUGUCAGGCAGUGGUGUGUGCAGGUGCUUCGCGGAGAAAAGCCACCACCCAUUCAUCUUUUUGUCACUGGGGGUGCAGGGACUGGGAAGAGCCACCUCAUCAGGGCUCUCCAGUACGCAGCCGAGCGCUUACUGGCACCAGUGGCUCUCCACCCUGACGACAUCACCGUUAUGAUCACGGCUCCUACAGGCAUCGCCGCCUACAACUUGCGCGCUGCCACCAUUCACACGGCAUUUAGCAUCGGCAAGGACGUCCGCCUUCCUUACACGCCGUUGGGUGAAGACAAGCUCAACACUUUGCGUGUCAAAUAUGCCAGUUUGAAAAUACUGAUCAUUGAUGAAAUCUCCAUGGUCAAUCACAACUUACUGGCAUAUAUCCACGGACGCCUCCGCCAAAUUAAACAGUCUGGCGACACCUGCCUCUUUGGAAACGUCACUGUCAUUGCGGUGGGUGACUUCUUCCAGCUGCCCCCAGUAAGGGGGAAACCCCUGUAUGUUCAGAACAUGGGCGCUGAUCUGUGGUCAGGCACUUUUCAGAUGGUAGAGCUGACCGACAUUAUGCGCCAGAGGGACACGGCCUUUGCCUCUCUCUUGAAUCGCCUCAGGCAGCACCCUAAAGGCGCCCCUUUGCUGCUUGAUGACCUCCAGACUCUGAAAUCCUGCGUAACAGGAGAGGAGAGCUCUGCGCUCCAUAUCUUUGCGACAAACAAGCAGGUGUGUAUUCACAACACCCUUCGCCUCACUGCCGCCUGCCCUGAUUUCAGUCGCGUGCCAGCACAGGACUUCGUGACCUGUAAGACAACUGGCAACUUACAGUUGAUGCGUGGCCACCACUCCAGCACGCACAACACCACCUUGGAGGAAGAGCUCCUUUUAGGGCAAGGUGCACGCGUCAUGCUGUGUAAAAACGUGGACAUCUCGGAUGGCUUAGUGAACGGGGUCUGUGGCACCGUCACUGACAUCGCCUACGCACCAUCCUCUUCUGCCUUCCCGAGAACGAUCUAUGUCCUUUUUGAUGAUCCCCAGAUUGGGGCACAGCGACGCAAGCGCCAUCCUUACCCUCCCGCUGUCACCUCUACAGGCAUUGACCCCGAAGAGGAAACAAUCACAGCUCGCAACGGCCUGCGUAGGCAGUUCCCUUUGAAACUGGCUUGGGCGUGCACUGUCCACAAGGUUCAGGUGACCGUUGACAAGGCUGUAGUGUCCCUCUCCAAGAUCUUUGCGCCUGGGCAAGCCUACGUAGCCUUGAGCCGUGUCCGCAGCUUGUCCGGCUUGGUGAUUACAGACUUUGCAGAGAAAGCUGUUUAUUGCAAGGACAGCAUCAAAGAGGCGCUGACCACCAUGCCUCGCUUCUCUCUUGAGGAUUCCUCCUCUAUUGCCUGCCCUUCAGACGCUUUCACUGUCUUCUGCUUGAAUGCACAAGGCUUGCGUGCGCAUUCACAAGACUUGGCUCUGUGUACACACUCGCUGCGCCCUGAUUGCAUUGUUGUCACAGAGACGUGGCUGCCUGCAGCUUCAACACUUGACUCUGUACAGCUCCAGGGAUACACUUUGCGCCAUCUUGCCCGGAGUCAGGCGUAUGAUAGCAGCAACCCCACACUGCUGGACAUUCGUUCCCAGCAACAUGGCGGCGUUGCCAUGUACUACUUUGACCCCUCUGCUUUUCAUAGCAUAGAGCUUCCUGGCAUCAACAUGGAGUGCUUGCUUUGCCACAAUCCGUACCACAACAUUGUGCUGGCUGUCAUUUAUCGCCCGCCAACCUAUCCCAUGUCUUUGUUCAAAGAAAACCUCGGCAGGCUUCUGCCUUUUCUUGAAAACCUGGCACCGACUAUCGCCAUCAUGGGAGACUUCAACGAGGACAUCCUUAAAACAUCCUCAAUUCCUUCCUUUUUGGCUGGCCGCGGCUUUCUUCAGCACAUAACUGUGCCAACCACGGAUUCAGGCACACUCAUCGACCAUGUAUACGUCAGGAGCUCAGUUCACCAAGUGGUCACUGUCGUUCGCGCUACAUACUUCAGUGACCACCACGGCAUCUUCUGUACUUUCGCACACAACAAACUAUAGUAAAGCCCGUGUACAACACUGCAACAUAAUGUUCCUCUGGAGCCACACUGUACCUGCCUGGACACACACAAUGGUUGCGAUACCGUCAGCGUUUUGGUCACGCUCAAACUUUUGCUCUGAGGCACAAGGCAAGUUGAAACAAACUGCAACUAGUGCUCAGGUACUUACAGCUCGUGCAGUGUUCUGCCGCUGGCACGUCAAAACGCUUGAGGUUUCACAACCACACAAAAUCACUCCAUUCCACCACCUGGUGCACCAACAACACAUGCCUGUGGGUCACAAUGUAACGCUAUUCACUUUACAGCUAAAAGCUCCACUGGACCUGCAUGGAUUUCUCAUCA
Molecule: messenger RNA, 8426 nt
Organism: Lates calcarifer (barramundi perch)
Lineage: Eukaryota; Metazoa; Chordata; Actinopteri; Centropomidae
Biological process (GO): DNA repair; telomere maintenance
Molecular function (GO): DNA helicase activity; ATP hydrolysis activity
Source: RefSeq, a predicted model, not a curated record